Messenger RNA from Pongo pygmaeus (Bornean orangutan), 677 nucleotides. RefSeq names its product nuclear protein 2, transcriptional regulator (gene NUPR2). The coding region runs from base 161 to 454 and encodes 97 amino acids. Lineage: Eukaryota; Metazoa; Chordata; Mammalia; Primates; Hominidae. Gene Ontology annotation, biological process: regulation of transcription by RNA polymerase II; negative regulation of cell cycle; negative regulation of cell population proliferation. Gene Ontology annotation, cellular component: nucleus. The record is from RefSeq and is a predicted model, not a curated record. The transcript has 2 exons.
ACCGCCACUGUGACGUCGUCCAAGGUCAGCCUCUAUGGCGUCGCCGAAGGCACCCCCACCUUCACGCUGAGCCCAUCUGAACUGGAGGCGGGGCUGCUGGGUCUUCCAGGAGCGCCCAGACGCGGGCAGGUGGCCGCCGGUGGCCACAGGCCUGGGCAGGAUGGAAGCGGCCGCAGAGCGGGCGCUUCCGCGUCUGCAGCCUCUGGCCCUGCCGCCGCCACCCAUAAGCUACGAGGAGGAGCUUUACGACUGCCUGGACUACUACUACCUGCGCGACUUCCCGGCCUGCGGGGCGGGGCGCAGCAAGGGCCGGACUCGGCGCGAGCAGGCGCUGCGCUCCAACCGGCCUGCGGCUGGCGGGCACGAGCGCAAGGUCGCGCAGAAGCUCCUCAAUGGCCAGCGCAAGCGCCGCCAGCGCCAGCUGCAACCCAGGCUGCGCACUCGCCUCACCUGAGCCUGGGAUACCGAAGGACCUGUUCGAAGUAUUUACUGUAACUCCAACUGUAACUUGGUUCUGAGGAGGAGAGAAUCCAUGCUUGGUCAACAGAACUUUUCGCUGUCACUUAAGUUUACUGCUUCGAUAUCUUUUCCUUACUAAUUGAUUGUUAAUUAAGUAGUGCCCAAGUGGAUUAGCCUUUUUAGGGUUUAUUAAUUAAAAGAGAGCAGCAAGAAUGGCA